Dipodomys spectabilis (banner-tailed kangaroo rat) is the source of this 2327-nucleotide messenger RNA. RefSeq names its product LMBR1 domain containing 2 (gene Lmbrd2). The transcript has 18 exons. Gene Ontology annotation, cellular component: membrane. The record is from RefSeq and is a predicted model, not a curated record. Lineage: Eukaryota; Metazoa; Chordata; Mammalia; Rodentia; Heteromyidae. Gene Ontology annotation, biological process: adrenergic receptor signaling pathway. The coding region runs from base 238 to 2322 and encodes 694 amino acids.
CCGGCUGACUGGGAAAUGUCAGCCGCUGGGCUGAGGGGGUUCUCCUGUCCCUGGAACCCGUAGGCCUUGGGGUGACUGUCACCGCGGUCUCCUCGGAGCGUGGGUCUCGAACCCUGGCCAGGUACGGCGGUCGCGGUUUCCCGGUGCCUUCCAGACGCUGUCUGGCGAGAUCGGCGGUGAACAGAUAUGGUCCAGACUGUACAUGAACAACCUGAGUCAGACUGAGUGACAUCAAUAAUGAGUGGUGCAGCAUUGGGACUCGAGAUUGUUUUUGUCUUUUUUCUGGCAUUAUUCCUACUUCAUCGAUAUGGAGACUUUAAGAAACAGCAUAGACUUGUAAUUGUUGGAACACUGCUUGCUUGGUAUCUCUGCUUUCUCAUUGUCUUCAUCUUGCCACUGGAUGUUAGUACGACAAUAUACAACCGGUGUAGGCAUGCUGCUGCAAACUCAAGCCCUCCUGAGAGUAGCAAUGUUACAGGGUCCUAUGCAACUGUCAUCCCAGCUACGAGACAACACCCAUGUUUCAAACCAUGGAGUUAUAUCCCUGAUGGAAUCAUGCCAAUUUUCUGGAGGGUGGUAUAUUGGACAUCACAAUUUUUAACUUGGAUUUUGUUACCUUUUAUGCAGUCAUAUGCAAGAUCUGGUGGAUUUUCCAUUACAGGAAAGAUAAAAACUGCAUUGAUUGAGAAUGCAAUCUACUAUGGCACCUAUUUGCUGAUUUUUGGAGCAUUCUUAAUAUAUGUAGCUGUAAAUCCACGUUUGCAUUUAGAAUGGAACCAACUCCAGACAAUCGGGAUAGCUGCUGCCAAUACAUGGGGUCUUUUUCUUCUCGUGUUGUUGUUAGGGUAUGGGUUGGUGGAAAUUCCUCGUUCAUAUUGGAAUGGAGCAAAAAAGGGUUAUCUACUUAUGAAGACUUAUUUUAAGGCAGCCAAACUGAUGACAGAGAAAGCAGAUGCAGAAGAGAAUUUAGAGGAUGUUAUGGAGGAGGUUCGUAAAGUAAAUGAAAGCAUCAAAUAUAACCACCCAUUGAGAAAAUGUGUUGACACCAUACUUAAAAAGUGUCCUACAGAGUAUCAAGAAAAAAUGGGUAGGAACAUGGAUGAUUAUGAAGAUUUUGAUGAAAAGCGCAAUACUUACCCAAGUGAAAAAAGUCUAGUGAAACUACAUAAACAGGUGAUUUAUUCAGUACAGAGGCACCGUCGAACUCAAGUGCAAUGGCAAAUUCUUUUGGAACAAGCAUUUUAUCUGGAGGAUGUAGCAAAAAAUGAAACUAGUGCCACUCAUCAGUUUGUUCACACGUUUCAAUCCCCAGAGCCAGAAAAUCGGUUUAUUCAGUAUUUUUAUAAUCCUACAGUUGAGUGGUACUGGGAAUGUCUUUUGAGACCAUGGUUUUACAGGAUACUUGCUGUGGUGUUAUCCAUCUUCUCUGUGAUUGUUGUGUGGUCAGAGUGCACAUUCUUUAGCACAACUCCUGUCUUAUCCCUGUUUGCAGUCUUCAUCCAACUUGCAGAAAAAACAUACAAUUAUAUUUAUAUUGAGAUUGCUUGCUUCCUUUCCAUCUUCUUUCUAAGUAUCUGUGUUUAUUCUACUGUAUUCAGGAUUCGUGUAUUUAACUAUUAUUACUUGGCUUCUCAUCACCAGACCGAUGCUUACAGUCUUCUUUUCAGUGGCAUGUUGUUUUGCCGUUUGACUCCUCCAUUAUGUCUUAAUUUCUUGGGUUUGACCCAUAUGGAUGCAUCCAUCUCUCACCAGAAUACUCAGCCAACUGCUUAUACAUCUAUUAUGGGUUCCAUGAAAGUUUUAUCCUUUAUUGCAGAUGGAUUCUACAUAUAUUACCCUAUGUUGGUAGUAAUCCUCUGCAUUGCAACUUAUUUUAGUUUAGGAACCCGUUGCUUGAAUCUGCUUGGUUUCCAACAGUUCAUGGGAGAUAAUGAUAUGACAUCAGACUUAGUUGAUGAAGGAAAGGAAUUAAUCAGACGAGAGAAGAGGAAAAGGCAAAGACAAGAAGAAGGUGAAAAUCGAAGAAGAGAAUGGAAAGAACGAUAUGGACACAAUAGAGAAGAUUCUACCAGAAAUAGAAAUGUUCAUCCUGAUCCCAAAGAGUCCAAUUUCUCAGAUAUUAAUACCAAUUGGUCAUCCAAGUAUACUAGGGCUAACAAUAGGACUGAAAGGGACCGAAUAGAACUUCUUCAAGAUGCAGAACCUUUGGAUUUUAAUGCAGAAACAUUCACUGAUGAUCCUCUUGAAUCUGAAUCAGGAAGGUAUCAGCCUGGUGGUCGAUAUCUUUCAAUGUCCUCCAGUGUAAUAUUUGAAGAUAUUUAAAAUCA